AUGUCUUCUGGGGACGGUAGCAAGGCUCCAAGCUCCCUAGUGCCUAGCAAGAAAUUCGUGGCCAACUUGCACCGCGUGACGACUGAUGCUCAGUUCCAGAAGUGGCGGGCUGCCUUCACAUCUGCCAUUCCAGAUGACGUGCAGGUCAAGCUACUGAAGUCUUGGACUGAUAGCAAGCCUUUGGUAGAUGAGAAUGAUCCCGGCGCUAGGGUCAUUACCUUCCGUCCUUUUUACUUUUCCUUGGGCUUCAAAUUCCCGCUGUUGAAGCUCUUCAAGGAGGUGUUCUGCGCCAUGGAGUGUGCUCCGAGCCAGUGUACUCCCAAUGUUUACCGGGCAAUCAUGUGCUUCGAGAAUCUGAGCCGUUUCUUCACGUUGGAGCUGACAGUGCGUGAGUUCUUUUAUUUUUUCGAGGUGAGGCACUUUGAGCAGUAUGCCCAAGUUCGCACCUACAAGACCAAGCUGUUCGACGGUCUCAGUCAGGGAGAUCACGCUUGGCAUGACGACGUGUUGGAAGUUAGCGGACGGUGGGAGGGCGACGUUCGUGACGGCCCACUUGUUCCCGUCACCUAUUGCCAUGUGAAUGACAUUAGCAAGCAAUUAGAGCUUGGACCAGACAUGGCUAAGGUCCGUCGUGCUUUGAACAUCCCUCAAAACGAGUACCGAGAGGUAGACGGUGGUCUGCCCCCUGCCGAGGAUGUUGAAAGGUGGAAGCAGAAUGGCCUUGACCCUGACGAUCUGCCUACAGUACAUGAAGAGUGUUCUGCUGAAUCUCCACCAAAGAGAAAGGCUGCUACCAAAUCUUCCAGAGGUGAAGCCACUUCUUCGCAUGCCAAGAAUGGGUCUCCAUCGAGGAAGAAGCCAAGGCUCCCUUCUGCUGAGAAGACUCAAGUGGGGUCUGCUCCGUCAUCAUCUGCCAGGGUCAAGCAUCUCGAGGGUGCAGAUAGCGCGAAGGUUGGUGGUAUGCGCGGUGCUCGGGGUGUUCUGCCCGAGCCUCCUGCCGACACGCUCGAAAACCAUGACAUGCUUCAUGAGACAGCUCGUGUCCGGCCUAGUUCUGCUGAGCGUCAAAGAGAUGUAGACAUUCCUCCUCGAAGUUCGAGUCGUCUGCAUCGGUCGAAAGAUGAAGAUCGAAGUGGGAGGUCUGCUUAUGAUCCAGCUGUUGAACCGUGGGCAGUCAAGCGUGGAGUUGAUUCAGUAUCAUUGACUCCUUUGGAGAUGAAGUUGGCGGAGGCUAAGAAGAUGAGAGAGUCAUCUGCUCGGGCUAAGGGUUCUUCUUCAGCGACGGCGGUUGGUCCCAAGGUGGAUAAGUCUAACCCUGCGGGGGAUGCAUGCGUGUCUGAUCUGCUCAAGACGAACUUCCUAUUGAACCCAUCCUCAUGUGCUGAGCUGGUUGAUCACAUUCGUCAGGCAGGCGAUCUUGACACUUUCUCGAGCCUUUCCUUGGAAAAACAAAGGGAAGCGACAUUUCAUCUGAUUCAAAAAGGAUUGGUUUUUGCUGCAGAGACCAUUCGGAACUCAUCUGAUGUUGCCCCCUCUUCUGCUCAGCUUAGCGAGCUAGAGAAGAAGAAUGCUGAAUUGGCCAGCCAUCUUGUUGCCGAGUAG
Molecule: messenger RNA, 1602 nt
Organism: Prunus armeniaca (apricot)
Lineage: Eukaryota; Viridiplantae; Streptophyta; Magnoliopsida; Rosales; Rosaceae
Source: the annotation of a GenBank genome assembly